This is a messenger RNA of Archocentrus centrarchus (flier cichlid), 1469 nucleotides long. RefSeq names its product cytokine receptor family member B16 (gene il20rb). The record is from RefSeq and is a predicted model, not a curated record. Gene Ontology annotation, biological process: cytokine-mediated signaling pathway. Gene Ontology annotation, cellular component: plasma membrane. NCBI's taxonomy places the organism in Eukaryota, Metazoa, Chordata, Actinopteri, Cichliformes, Cichlidae. Gene Ontology annotation, molecular function: interleukin-20 binding; cytokine receptor activity. The coding region runs from base 250 to 1143 and encodes 297 amino acids. The transcript has 7 exons.
CAAAAAGGAAGACGGCGGAGCUCAAACUGAAAGCUGUGAAUUCACUGCCAUUAAGGUCUGAACGCCUGAGCUGACAUGUUCACAGUGUGAAAAAAGGCUCCAGAUUCUCUUUGGCAGGUUGUAUCCUGACAGAUUAUUACAUUGCCUGCUGUGGAUCAGCCCGUGUGCUGGUCACUGCUGGGAUCUGGCUAUGAGGGAACCAACGCGACCAUUUCCUUUCCUUCUGUCCUGGAGAUAAACUCUGCAGUCAUGCCUGUGAGUCUGCUGCUGCUGCUGAUCAUCACUCUGCCGAAAGAUAUUUGGAUGCUGCCGGCUCCCAGCAGUGUUUUCAUGGAGUCUGUCGACAUGAGGCACAUGCUGAGGUGGCGCCCCCUGCAGGCUUCAUGCAACACUACUGUUUUGUACUCUGUCCAGUAUCAGGGCGAGUUUGAGCUGGAGCAUCAGAACGGCAGGUGGAUGGACGCUGCAGAGUGCCAGCUGAUCCCCGACACGUGCUGCGACCUGACCUCUGACCUGGGAUCAGACUCUGACUACAACAUCCAGGUCGGAGCGCAGUGCGGCUCGCGGCGCUCGGCCUGGACCAAACUCAGCCGACCCUUCAACAGGAGACAAACCAAUCUGAUGGUGCCGAAGAUGACAGUUAGGCCAGCAGGUGGCGCGCUUCAGGUGUCCUUUGACAGCCUUCCUGUGACCUCCACCGUUGAUGUGACCGUUUGGAAAAAAGGCAACGAGCUGCAGGCUGUCGUGCACUCAGUGCCCGCCGAGCAGGCGGAGCUGAACAUCGCCGACCUGCAGGAGGGAGCGGUGUACUGCAUCACAGCCCAGACUGUACUGAGCUCGACGCUCCGCAGCAACAACACUGCCCCCCAGUGUGUGUCCAUCACAGGUCCAGGCGCUCCUCCGUGGAAGACUCCGACCACGCUGACGGCCACUGUCAUCGUCACGGCGGGACUCCUGUUUGCUUUAUUCUGGUCCAUCGUUCACUGCCGCCCAGAAAGCUGCAAAAAGUAUUUCCAGAAAGACCCUCUGCCUCAGUCACUGAGAGGUAACUGGGACAUUCAGAUCCCAGUGAGCCCUCAGGAGAAGGAGCCCUGUGAGCAGAUGGUGGUUGAUGUUGCACUGAUAACACAUAAGGAAGACUAAACCUAAGGACUUCCCAUUAGCCUCGGACUUUAUCCAUCCAAGCUCUCAGAGGAAGACUGCAGAAGAGGAAAGAGCAUCACACUAAUGACCUGCACCUCAGCUGCUGGAGGGUCCCACUGAGCAGCAGCAGCAUUUUGUUGGUCCGUUUAUGACUUGCUGAGCAGAGUUGGAGGAGGAUCGUGAGGCUCCUGUGAUUUCUGUUUUAUCGAUGAAGAUGAUGUUUCCUGGUGGCUUCUCUCCAGAGGGAACACUCAGGGAACGUGUCAAUUCAAUUUUAUUUAUAUAGCGCCAAAUCACAACAAACAGUCGCCUCAAGGCGCUUUGUA